Syzygium oleosum is the source of this 2889-nucleotide messenger RNA. RefSeq names its product receptor-like protein kinase FERONIA. The transcript has a single exon. Gene Ontology annotation, molecular function: ATP binding; protein kinase activity. NCBI's taxonomy places the organism in Eukaryota, Viridiplantae, Streptophyta, Magnoliopsida, Myrtales, Myrtaceae. The record is from RefSeq and is a predicted model, not a curated record. The coding region runs from base 119 to 2818 and encodes 899 amino acids. Gene Ontology annotation, biological process: protein phosphorylation.
CCUUCUCUUCCGCGCUCCUUCCUAAUUCCCCCGUGUUUACGCUCUCCUUUUGAACUUCUUCUUUCGAUCGAUCCAACCGCGACCCCCCCACCCCUCCUCUCUGUCAUCGAGCAGCGACAUGAAGAACAUGAAACCGCCGCUCCUGCUGUUCAUCGUCGUCUCCGUCUGGCUCGAAGCGCUCACGGUCUCGGUCACCGGCGACAACGUUGGCGCUUACCUGCCGACCGAUGAUAUCGCCGUCGACUGCGGCUCCUCCAGCAACUCCCCCGCGGUCAAACGGACUUGGAUUGGAGAUGCCGAGGAAGGUUCGAGGUACUCUCCGAUUGAGAAAACUCGCUCCUCUAUCAUUGCAAACGCAGACAGUCCACAUCCCUCUGUCCUCCAGGUACCAUACUACACUGCUCGCCUCUCCCGCUCCGAGUUCGCCUACACCUUCCACGUCACCGCAGGGCCCAAAUUCGUUCGCCUCCACUUCUUCCCUUCCGAUUACCUCAACUUCAGCCGCACCGAUUCCUUUUUCUCGGUCGAGGCCGGUCGCUACAUUCUGCUCCGCAACUUCAGCGCUUCCCUCUUUGCUGAUUAUACCCGCUCCCCGAGCUUCUCUAAAGAGUUCUGCUUAACUGUCGGAGACGACCAGAUAUUGAACAUAACGUUUGCUCCCACUCCUGGUAAUUCAGACGCGUAUGCUUUCGUGAAUGGAAUCGAAGUCGUUUCCAUGCCUGCGCGUCUCUACUACAACUCGGUCGUCGACCCAACCGAGGGAAUCAAGUUGGCAGGUCAGAUGUCGCUAUACACCUUCCGUACCACAGAUGCCCUCGCAAUGGUGAAGCGCUUGAACGUCGGAGGAAAUUCUAUUGAUUCAGCCGGUGACACGGGAAUGUACAGGACCUGGGACCCAGAUGACGACUAUGUGAUUACUUACGGCAACGCGGUUGUACCUGUUAACACAACUAUCCAACUCAAUUACAGUGACCAAGUGCCAAAUUACACGGCUCCAGAUAGCGUGUACACAACAGCAAGGACUAUGGGGACGGACAAAACAAUCAAUCUGAGCUACAACCUCACGUGGUCCAUCGAGGUGGAUACAAACUUCUACUACUUGGUCCGGUUACACUUCUGCGAGUUCCAGAUAGAGAUAAAUAACCCCUAUGAUAGGCUUUUCGAGAUCUUCGUAGAUUCACAACUGGUGGAGGAUCAUGCGGAUAUCAUUAGUUGGAGCGGGAAGGGCGUGCCCGUCUAUAGAGAUUAUGCAGUAUACAUGCAUGACGGCCAAAAGAAAACAAGCAACCUCUCCGUGGCGGUGGGUGCGCUUCCAGAAGGUUCUACUCUUUACUCUGAUGGCAUCUUGAAUGGCCUCGAGAUAUUCAAGAUCAACAAUCCAGACGGGAAUCUCGCCGGGUUGAACCCAGAUCCAGCCCCAGUCCAAGAUAAUCGGCCGGUUCCUCCACCGGCAAGCAAAGCAUCAUCGAACCACAGCAAAACAGCAAAGAUCGCCAUCGUUGCCGGCGUAGCUUCGGUCUUCGCGGUGCUCUCACUCCUGGCUUUCUUCCUUUACCGGCGACGAAACAGAGCAAAGGAUUCGACCUCGAGCGACGGCACCUCAUGGUGGGGCCCGGUCUCCUUUGCGACGACCAAGUCAACGAAGACCCAGGCAUCGUACCUGCCGUCGGAUCGGUGCCGCCACUUCUCGCUGGCCGAGAUCAGAGCGGCCACGAACGACUUCGACGAGGUGUUUGUUGUCGGCGUGGGCGGGUUCGGCAAUGUGUACAAGGGCUAUGUCGACGGGGGCGCCACCCAAGUGGCGAUCAAGCGGCUGAACCCGGGGUCGCAGCAGGGCCUCCACGAGUUCUUGACCGAGAUCGAGAUGCUCUCGGAGCUCCGGCACCUUCACCUGGUCUCCCUGAUCGGGUUCUGCAACGAUGCGGGAGAGAUGAUCCUGGUGUACGACUACAUGGCGCGCGGGACUCUCCGCGACCAUCUCUACAACACCGACAAUCCCCCACUCCCCUGGAAGCAGCGGCUCCAGAUCUGCACCGGCGCCGCGCGCGGGCUGCACUACCUCCACACCGGUGCCAAGCACACCAUCAUUCACCGCGACAUGAAGACCACCAACAUCCUGCUCGAUGAGAAGUGGGUCGCCAAGGUGUCCGACUUCGGGCUCUCGAAGGUCGGGCCCACGAGCGUGUCCAAGGCCCACGUCAGCACGGUCGUGAAGGGCACCUUCGGGUACCUGGACCCGGAGUACUACAGGCGCCAGCAGCUGACUGACAAGUCCGACGUGUACUCCUUCGGGGUGGUGCUGUUCGAGGUGCUGUGUGCGAGGCCCGCGGUGAAUCGGACGGCCCAGAAGAAGCAGAUCAGCCUAGCCGCCUGGGCCCAGAGCUGCUGCAAGAGUGGCGACAUCGAGAAGAUCGUGGACCCGCACCUGAAGGGGGCGAUCGCCCCCGAGUGCCUCAAUAAGUUCUGCGAGAUCGCCAUGAGCUGCUUGCAGGAGGAGGGGGCCAAGCGGCCAUCCAUGAACGACGUUGUGUGGAGCCUUGAGUUCGUGCUGCAGCUACAGAUGAGCGCGGAGCAGGAGGUGAUAGACCAUGUGGGUGCGUCCGUGCACGACGGCGAUGAGAGCGACGGUGAGGCAGCUCCGAUCAGAGGCAACGUGACAAACGGCAGCGGUGAGGUGUUCAGCAGUAGCAAUAGUAGGGUGGCUGCGACAACGACCAGUAGCGAUGAUAUUUAUGAUCAGAGUACGACUAGUUAUGAUUCGGAGAAGUUGCUGCCUGGGGCUGUCUUCUCUGAGAUUAUGAAUCCCCAAGCUCGUUGAGAGAAGGGCAUUCAAGUUCGACUGUUGCUGUUCUUUCUUGAAGUUAGUCACGGCAAGGUUUUGCUACGAAA